GAACACCAUGGGUCUCCUAGCUAUAUUGGGCUUGCUGCUGGUAAUCACAAAGUCAUCCCUGGAAAUUUCUUCAGAUUAUUUAGAAAAUGAUAAUGAAUAUCGUCUAAUAAAUAACAUGAGAAUACACAAGCGUGAAGCUAAGCCGUCUAGACGUAAAAACAAUGAGUCAGAUAAUAAAGACUUUAUAGAAGAAAAACUUGUCGCCCAUGGUCAAGCUUUGGAGCACCUAGUAACAAUGGUUCAGAAGAAUGAAGAGCUAACGAGAAAAUUGGUUGAAAAACUUAGUGCCCUAAAAACCGUUGAAGAACCAGAAAUGCCAGAGAAAGUGGAGCUUUCCGGUCGUCGCUCGUUCGGGAAAGUCGAUACGCCCGUUAUCAGAGGUGAAACUGGCAAUCAGUGGUGCAUAGCUGCCUUUCUUUGCCGCAGUGACAAUGACAAAGUCUGUGGUUUCGAUAGUAGCUACGGCUACGGCAGGUUUAAGGACAUUUGCCACAUGUUUGAUGUUAACUGCUACUGGAAAUACAAUUUCCUUCUUUCACAUGCAUGCGAUAAAUUUUUUUAAUGAUUCAACCGAUAACAUUAAAUUUACUAACCAUAUCUAAAUAACGGC
This is a messenger RNA of Ostrinia nubilalis (European corn borer), 610 nucleotides long. RefSeq lists its product as uncharacterized. The record is from RefSeq and is a predicted model, not a curated record. The transcript is spliced from 5 exons. The coding region runs from base 8 to 562 and encodes 184 amino acids. NCBI's taxonomy places the organism in Eukaryota, Metazoa, Arthropoda, Insecta, Lepidoptera, Crambidae.